Molecule: messenger RNA, 4606 nt
Organism: Diachasma alloeum
Lineage: Eukaryota; Metazoa; Arthropoda; Insecta; Hymenoptera; Braconidae
Gene: Axn
Product: axin
Exons: 9
Coding region: 608-3040 (810 amino acids)
Biological process (GO): negative regulation of canonical Wnt signaling pathway
Source: RefSeq, a predicted model, not a curated record
GAUGGCGACGAUGUGCAACGGUGUGAUGUUUGUUGGGCUCACGUUUUGUCUGUGAUAACUCCGGGGGAUUUUUUUUCUCAUUCAUUAAAUAAAGACCGAUAGACCCCGUUACCUAUACUAAACACCGGUGGUGACUGUUAUCAGUGGCACGUGUGACGCUAAAUUAAUGUUGUCGAGGUGAUCCCGGCUAAAAUAAAUGUUCAGUGGACCCAGAGAGUGUUCUGUGAGUGAGAGUAGCGUUCGGGUUGUUUCUCGGGGGAUAAAAAACCUCGGAAAUUUUUUUAUUUCAACUGUCGUUGGUUAACUGGCGAUUUUUCCUGGGCAUAACUACGAUUGUUGGGCCGGUUUAUCGUGCUCUGGUGUGAUUAAUGAGAAAUCAUGAACACGAUCGGUGGAUUUAUAGCGCAGAGAGGUGUGCAGUCUUCAUAGGUAGGAAGACGCCUCUCGGUGAAACGACAAGUAAUACGCGUGCCAACUGGUGCCAAACACGCUUAUACUUGAGGAGAGACAUCGCCCUUGCCGUCGGACAGAUUUGGACUAGCCAUGUCCACUAGGAAGCGAAGGGGAUUAAAAUCUAGUAUAAAAGUACAUAUAGUAAUUAAUAGCUAUGACAGAUAGGAUGAGUGGAAGUCGGAGGAGUGAAGCACGUUGCUUCAAUGAGAACUCUCCAAGGCCUCCAGUGCCCGGAGAAGAAACGGGAGGAUACAAUAUUGGAAGAAUACCUCCCCAGAGUCCUGCUCUAACACCUAGACGCUCGUUACUGGGUCGCACGUCCAGUGGUACCUGCGAUGCUUCAGCGCCGAUGGGAUUCGAACCCGAGGGCUGUUGCGACUCGUCAAUUAUGGAGAGCAAUUCACCACCCGCUUGUCUCAGAUGGGCAACGAAUCUCAAUUCGUUGCUGCAGGACAGGGAGGGACUGCAGUUGUUUAGGAAGUAUUUGGAACAGGAGGGCACGUCACACGCCAAUCCACUCGAUUUUUAUUUCGCCUGCGAGGGACUCAAUCAGGAGCAUGAUAAGGAUAAAGUCCAUCAGUUGAUUAAGGCUAUUAAUAGACGAUUUCUUCAAAAGACACAAUUGGCCAUCCCCGAGCACAUACGAAAAGAGGCGAGUCGUCGUGUGAAGGAGGGAAGAGCUGACAAAACAGUAUUCGAUGCUGUGCAGCACGAGGUCGAGCGUGUUAUCAAGGAGACAAUUUAUCCAAAUUUUCUGAGUUCUGAAAUUUAUUUGGGAUAUGUAUCUGCAUGUCAAAAUGCCGAUUCAGCUGGAUGUCCAAGCUCCAGCUCGAGUCGGGAGAUGUCGUUAUCGUGUGGUCCAGCUUUACUGCCAACGCUGCAUGAGGAUGCUGAAUUUUUCGCUGGACAUUAUUCCCAUUCGGCGUGUGAAACACCGGGUGAAUUAAGACUGACUAGGGAUGUCCUUAUGAGGACACAACAGACAAGAGCUAUGGAUCUGAGGCCUAAAACUGAGGCACUUGCUGGAAUGUACUUGCACCCUACGACUAGUCCAUACCAUAUGCGUUCCCGAGCACCCCUACAGUAUUCGUCAUACAAUCCAGUAUCGAGACAGGACUCGGAGCUGCAGAGCUUGAGCAGUGAUGCCAGAACUGAGUCUGACAAUUUGUCACUGACUGAUAACUCAGUAGAUGGAAUGUCAAUAGGACGAUCGAGAGGCCUGAAGAAGUCGUACGGACGUGAGUCAAAAUCAUUGAGAACCAUGGGGCCCAUCCACAGCGAUCCGACCCUCUACACAGUAAUACCGAGGACUCAGCGUGUAACAAAAGACAUAUGUGUACCAACGGAUCCAGCUGUACUGGGACCAAUUCUCAUUCAGAAGCUAGAGGCAGUGAGACGUGAGCAGGAGAACGAGGAGAAGCUGAACAGACAUCUCCAAGAGGCUGACUCAAUGUGCAUGAACUCCAUGGAGGGGCCCCCAUCCAAUGCCCUGGCUGAUGCACUCCGUGAGAAGCUCCAGAUUGAGGAUGACGAUCAGGCCAUUCUCGAUCAGCACGUGUCACGCGUCUGGUCGGAUCCCACGCCCUCGAGAUCACCGAGGUUCGAGUCACCCAGGGGACAUUCGCCUGAACGAUGUAAAAGAAAUGUAUCAAUGCACAAUUAUUCACGAUCCUACAAGCAACGGAAGGAGAAGGAUGUGUUUUCAACGUUUUCUGCUGAUAGCGGAAAUAUUCAUGACUUCCCAGAGGGCAGUGAUUUGGCUACUGUGGGCUCUUUUAGCUCAUUGGGGUCGCAUAUUCCAAAGUCCAAGUCUGUUCCUUCAGAGUAUGCUGAUUCUUUGCAUAAAGCUGAACUUUAUUAUCAAGGUCACGACCAAAGAUUCAGGAGAGCAGACAUGUCCAGGAGAUCAGCGACCAAGAAGUCCAUGACAGAAUUGACCGACAGUGGUGUGAGUGUAGUUAGUGAUGUACCCCCAGUGCCACCAAGCAAGGAGCAUCGUCUCCACGCAUGGUUGAAUCAAAGUGAUAAGAAGGGCGAUGGCAAGCACUAUCGACAUCCGAAGAAGUACGGCUCGAGGAGUGGUUCGCUGGAGAGAGCUGGUCGGGAGUCCUGGGGAGUUCCUUCGCAGCCGUUUGUCACUGAUCCGGGAAUGCCACCCCUUCCACCGCCCAAUACUGCCAUGCAACUGGAGGAAGCCAGACGACGACUGAUGGAGGAAGACCGAGCACGUGGUGGUGCAGGAAGUAUUGUUGCUGGAUCAAGCUCUGGUGCUACUAGUAGAAGAUACCCUGCAGCUCCCUCCAACACGUCCACCUUGCGCAAAAAGCAAGACACGGGUGAUUUUACAACCGCAAUAUUCUCGUUCUGCGAUGAGAAUGUACCCUACAGAAUAAAAAUCCCAGGGCACAAUGUGACUUUGAAGCAGUUCAAAGAGUAUCUUCCGAAGAGAGGCAGCUAUAGGUAUUUCUUCACAACUGAAUGUGAAGAUGUCGAUACCAAAAUCAUCCAGGAAGAAAUCACCGAUGACACGGAAGUAUUGCCUCUGUGGGAGGGCAAAAUAAAAGCCCAAGUCAAGGCCCUCGAAUAAAUAUUCACCUCUCGUCCAUAAAAAGCAGAAUGAAAAAAAUGCAAACCAUUAUUUAUUAUCAAACUGUACAGUAUACAUACAUAUACAUAUAUUUUUUUGUUCACAAUUUCAUAGUGAUUUUGAAUGAAGGAUUGCCAACGACUCUUGUCGUUAAUAUCUCUCAUUUGAAUCUCUUCAUUUCAUUAAUUUUCUUAAUCAUAAACAUUUGAGAAAUGAUUUUUAGAAAUUCAUCGAGCCAAGUAGGUUUACAACAUACUUUAACUCAUUUUUAUCAAUCGGAGGCUUCCCACAGUCUUUGUUUAUUUCCGGCCGAAUGUACAAAAUGAGCGCGAAGUAGAAUUCUCGCCUUUAUAAGGCACUAGAACUUCAAAUAGGGCAGUUAGUUGGUAAUUUUUUUUUAGUAAAUAAGAUUGAAGUGAAUAUUACGUAUAUCAUACUGUAUAUUUAUCACAAAACUAUUAUACAUCGAUAUACCUGUUGUAUACGUAAUAUUCAGUGACUAAAAUUGCAUCGAUUGAGACAAGGGAGGAAUGGGUUUUAUGAAAAUGACGUGCCACAGAGGAAAAAAGAAAAAUCAUGAGAGAAAAUUUUAUGAGUACAGAAUGCGAAGAUAAUUUUCAAAAAAUUAUAGUUAGAUGAAAAGAAUGAGUUAUGGUGAUUGUGGAUAGGCAGCCUGAGGGGGGAGAUAACCGAAAAUUAUAUCAUGAUCAUUGGGAUCGUGGAGAUUUUUUUCGGGAGGCUAAAUACAGUGCCUUUUAGAAUAAGAAUUGAAUUAAGACUUAGUAAGGAUUAAGGAUACAACUGGCAAAAAAUAAAUACACGAAAAUUUUGAAAUUUGACUAAUUCAGGGAAUUCGACAGUCUGUGUAACAAUUUUAUUGGUUUUUUAAUGUGAAUUUAUUAGCACCAUUGCUGCAUAUCGUUUUGAAAAUGUUUCAAGUACAUUUGAAACUACACUGGUGCAAUUAUUUUCGAGAUUCAUUCAUGUUUAUUGUAUUCAAUGUACAAUAGAGUUUUAUUGCAUUUUAUUAUUGCAUUAUGAGGCUGUUUGAUUUACGAUGAUUAACAGCGAAAGUUAACAGUCAAUUUGUCGAUGAUCCCCAACGUUAGAUAUUACAUAAACAAAUGGCCUAAGUGAGCCUAGGCCUCCGUCAGUAUCCUGAGAUAUUCAUUACAGUCUCUAUUUCUUCGAGCUUCCAAUUUGUUUCAUUGUUUAUAAUGAUAUCAGCAUUAAUGUUCUUUCCAGUUUAGGAGAUGAAUUAAACAGGCAAAAUCUUCUAUGUCAAAUUUUUAAUCUGAUGAUUAUUUAUAAUGAGUUUUAUCGUAAAUCAUGUUUUUUACUCAUUGAUUAAUGAUAAAGCAUUGUUCAAGUGUUCCUGUAUCUCACAGAUCAAUUGAUUUUUUAAAUAAUGAAACGAGAUAUUUCGAUACAUUUAACUAUUAUUUUUUAUUAUUAAUAAUAUCUCGAUUAUUAAUUAUUGUAUAGAUGAUGGAAGGGGGAGAGAAACAAUUGUCAAAACAAAAUGAUGAUGAAAUAAUAAUGAUGCAGCGAUUUUCACCACAUUUA